CUAACAUGGCGUGCGGAGCUACUUUGAAGCGUUCAAUUGAGUUUGAGGCCCUUCACAGCCCUCAAUCUCCAAAACGGCGAAGGUGCAACCCUCUGCCAGGGACCCCAGUCAACCCCUCGCCAAAGCGGUGUAACCUGCUUUCUGCUACCGGUGACAGUUCGAUGUCUCCCCAAUCAACUUGUGGAGGAGAACAUAGACUUACCCCAGAGCAGAUUGUCCAGAAUCUUAGGCAAGAAUAUAGCCGUUACCAGCGACGGUGCCAACUUGAGGAGGCCUUCAACCAGAGUGAGUCCCAGACUCCAAGUGAUGGCCAAGGACAAAGCUCUGGUUUCAUGGCACCAAGCUCCCCAUCAGGAGUGUCUAUGAAGAGGGACCAGCCCUGCUUCACAUUGCGCCAGGUAGGCUCCCUGUGUGAACGAAUCCUCAAGGACCACGAGGAGACCAUCUGUGAAGAGUAUGAACAGAUCCUGAACACUAAGCUGGCGGAACAAUAUGAAUCGUUUGUGAAGUUCACACAUGACCAGAUCAUGCGACAAUAUAGCGCUAGACCCUCCAGCUAUGUCUCAUGAACUCUUAACAGUAAGCUACCUGC
This is a messenger RNA of Oncorhynchus mykiss (rainbow trout), 592 nucleotides long. RefSeq names its product akirin 1(2b). The record is from RefSeq and is marked provisional. Lineage: Eukaryota; Metazoa; Chordata; Actinopteri; Salmoniformes; Salmonidae. Gene Ontology annotation, biological process: positive regulation of lamellipodium assembly; positive regulation of transcription by RNA polymerase II; negative regulation of skeletal muscle satellite cell proliferation. Gene Ontology annotation, cellular component: nucleus; chromatin. Gene Ontology annotation, molecular function: transcription coregulator activity.